Planococcus citri (citrus mealybug) is the source of this 3335-nucleotide messenger RNA. RefSeq lists its product as uncharacterized. Gene Ontology annotation, biological process: signal transduction. The record is from RefSeq and is a predicted model, not a curated record. Lineage: Eukaryota; Metazoa; Arthropoda; Insecta; Hemiptera; Pseudococcidae. The transcript has 14 exons. The coding region runs from base 475 to 3120 and encodes 881 amino acids.
GUAAUUUUUCUGGCGGUAUUUGAUAGAAUUUGCUGAUAGCAUUUGCAUCACGUUCAUCUACAAAUUUACCGUUCAUUGUCACAGUAAUGAAGUUCUUAGAAUAGAAAGCUGCAAAUUUCCAUUAUGCAGAAUAUCGAGUGUAGUCUUUGUUGUUUCAAAGUUGCGUUUCGUUUAUUUAUAUUCAGGUCAAUUAAAACGCAAUUUGCGCUACCAACUAUCAUAUCAUUAAUUCAGAACAAUCAGUAAUUCAGUAUUAUAAAUAAUAUGGAGAAAAAACACAUUAUUUGGAUAAGAACAUACAAUAUUUGACGUUUCAAUUACAGACAGUUAACUCGUUGACAUUUUCAAUUAAACAGGCUAUUCAAUAACGACGUGAUGAUGCACCCAUAAAAAAAUAUUUAUAAAAGUGUUUCCUCGAUGGAAUCAGUAAACUUUUGAACAUGUUGACGAAUACAAGGCGAUGAAAUAUUUGAAAUGGAAAGUCGUAAACCCGAUAAAUCUGCCGUUCAAAGUGGCAAUUUCGCGGAAAAAAAUCAACAUUUUUCAAAAAUUUUUACUUGUAAAAAUAACAGUGACAGUGUACCGUGGAAUGUAUUUUAUUUCUUAUUAAUCGUAACGUUUUCAACGCAAUUCGUGUCUUUUUGUUAUUUAUACACGCGACAUCGUAAUUUAGAAAUUAAAUAUGAUAUGCAGUUCACAGAAGUGGACAAUAGAUUGAAAUAUUACGAUGUAUCGUUUCAUAGAGUUAAACGUGAUUUAGAAAUGAAAGAUAAUUCUAUAAUGAAACCGGCUACUAAUGAAAUUAAAGCGGAUAUUAACGAAGCGGAACUGACUAAAAAUGAUUCCACUUUGACAAUAGACGAUGUUAUUCAUUUCAAGCAUCAUAAUUUAUCUGCAGAAGACUGGAUUUGGUUGAAUAAAUAUUCACGAGUGCCGUUGAAAAUAAUGGAAGAAUUUUGCAAAACGACGCAUGACAAAUGUCCGCCACAAAAAGGAGAUCCCGGAGAAAAAGGAGAUCGCGGAGAAAGAGGUGAAAAAGGUGACAAGGGACAAGACGGUUCGAUAGGUCAGAAGGGAUCGAUUGGAAAUAAAGGUCCAAUCGGGCCACCCGGUUUGAGGGGCGAAAAGGGCGAAAAAGGCAAUCAAGGAUUAGAUGGCAGACCAUCAGUUCCAGGAGAACCGGGUUUAGACGGCGUUCCUGGUAGAAAUGGUAAAGAUGGUACACCCGGUCAGAAAGGAGAGGCUGGAAAAGAUGGAUAUCCUGGUACCAAUGGAAGGAAUGGGGUCAAUGGAGAAAAGGGUGCUAAAGGAGAUUCGGGUGUAAAAGGUGAAAAAGGCGAACAAGGAUUAGGAGGCCAGAGAGGUCGGACAGGAAAUCCAGGAAAAGAUGGUACUCCCGGACUGCCGGGCAUAUCCGCCAAAAACUGCUCAUUUAAUGGAAGCAGUCAAGUACUAUUCCCUCCUACCAUAGUCGGUGAAUCGCAGCCGUCUUUUGCUAAUAAAAAUAUCUCUAUCGAUGAAAAACAAAAUUUAAAACUCAUGUGCACAACUACUGGACAUCCGCAGCCACUAAUCACUUGGAGAAGAAUAGAUGAAGAUGGUAAUCUGGUACCAGUGAUGGAAGGCCAGUGGGCAGUAAUAAACUCACCCACACAGACGUUAACUUUUAUGAAUAUAAGCAGACGAUCUAUGGGAGAAUAUAAGUGUAGCGCGGACAACGGAAUUCCUCCCUCGGCAAAUCAGACUUUUUAUUUGAACGUGAACUUUCCACCUUACAUUGCAAUACACAGCGUAAUAUUAAACGUGACUCUAAACCAAACUGCAUCUCUGAGUUGCAAAAUUGAAGCAUAUCCGAGAGGAGUAUAUUAUUGGGAAACCGCCGAAGGAGAGUUACUAGAAGAAUCAAUCGGCCGUUUCAAAGUUGAUUAUAAGCACAUAGGGCUUUACGAAACCGAAUUAACUUUGAACAUUACCAAUAUUCAAGAAGAAGAUUUGGGCUUGUAUUAUUGCUAUGCAAAGAACAUUAUAAGUAUAACUCGAGGAUACAUUAAUGUUACAGAUAAUCCAAGAAGAGAAAUAAUUCCAUCGACGGAUGUGUGUAAUAGACAACGAAUAACAUAUUUCGGUGAUCCUCCACCACCGUCCGAUGGAGUUUUGUGCCCAGAAUGCCAAGUGUGCAAAAUAUGUGGUUUUGGUUACAAUGAUCUCGAAAUCAGGAUGCUGGUCAAUAAUUCUCAAGCCCCUUUCAUCAGAAAACGAAAUUGUGCAAUGGAGACGAUUGGAAAGCCAGUCUAUCACAAUUUGAAGUCACAUCAAUACGGCAGCUGGAUGAAAGAUUCCAAUAUAAUGGAUACUACCGAUCAUCAUUGGAUUACGUUAGGACGAGAAAAUGAAACAUUGCUUGAAUAUUCUAAUAAAUUGGCAUUUGUCAAUAACUCCGCGACAACCACUCAUAGAUUACCAGCAUUUUUCAUGGGGAAUGACCACGUGAUAUACAAUCGAACUUUCUAUUACUACCAAAACCAAAACCAAAGGAAAUAUAACGCGACCAUAGUGAAAUUCGACUUGAAUAAAAAACAAGAAACACGUCUAGAGCUGCCGUACUGUGACACUUCGAUGGAGAAUCAUUUAUACAAAACUGAGUACAAUACUGUAGAUAUAAUGGCCGAUGAUACUGGUAUUUGGGUCGUAUGUGCUGUACCUAAUUCCAAUAACACUGCUGUCGUAAAACUAAAUACAACCGAUUUUAAAGUGGAAUACGCAUGGAACAUAUCAGUGAAACAUCAGGAUGUAGGAGACAUGUUUAUAAUUUGCGGGGUGCUUUACGGUGUACAAAGCGUAACAGAUAUUACUACGAAAAUAAGUUUCGCGUUGGAUCUUUAUAAAUCAAAAUUACUGGACGACACAAAUCCAAUACAAUUUACAAAUCCAUUCAAAAACACAACCAUGAUUUCGUACAAUAACCGCCUAAAUGAAUUGUUCACUUGGGAUAGUGGAAACCUGUUGACUUAUCCUAUAAAACUGAAUGAACUCAGUUACGACGCCACAAAUGGUAACGAUACGCAGACGCAGACCGGGAAUUCAAGUCCGCAAAAUGAAACUUCAUCGAAAAAGAAUUAAUUUUUCGUAUUUCAUUAUUCAUUGAACUUUGUAACAACAAUUAUUACAAUGAUGAGUACCUAAUUCACGAGAUUAUACACACGGAAAUAUUACAGUUCUUCCUCUCCUCUAUAAAUGAUGACAUUUUUGUUCGUUUCGUACACCUUCACUUCGUACAGUAACGAUGGUUUUUGUAAAUGUAAUUUUAAAUUUUUCCAAAUAAAAACUGCAACGUU